AUGUUUCAUAGCAAUGGUUCGCAGCAGUCUGCGCCUUCGGGGAUCCAGAAACCCCGUCGGGAUGGGGAUAUCGCCACAGCUAUCGCGGCAUGCGCUGGCAUGCGGUUCCACACUCCGUUCGCUGCUACCGAUCUUUCCCAACGUGAGGGAUGUACGGACGGUGGCGGAAGAGGACUGCUCGUGGUGCAGCCGAUCGCAUACCUACACCGAAGAUUAGGAGCAGGAACCAGGCCGGAUAAGUGCCGCGCGAGGAGAUGCGGAUACAGUAGUAGCGGUAUGGUCAUUGCGCUCAUUGAGACUGCACUGGCAGGCGUUCUGCCAGUAGUCACGAUCGCAGAACCGGUGUCGGCCAUCGACGGUAUAAACUUCGCCGAGGACGUUCACGCGGGGCUGCUGUCCGUCCUUGCACUCUCUUCCUGCCGGUGUCAAAGACGCCAGACUUUGCGCAUUGCAUCCAACGCCUAUCCUCUUGCUAUGAUUCCUAUAACCUGCAACGCUGUCGGCGACAUCAUUGCAGUUGUCCAACUGAUCCAUAAGAUAGUCAAAGCACUAGAUGACUCGCAUGGAGCGCCCGCGGAAUAUAGACGUUUCAUUCACAUUUUGACAGCUCUCGGCGAAGUGAUGGACACGAUAUACGAACUUGCGGAGAAGUCGUCGGACGAGAACCUACGGCAUAUUGUGCUACGUGAAGUCCAGCACUGCUGUGCGGAUCUCAAUGAGGCGCAAGAAUGCGUCGCUGGCUAUGAGAAGCUGCAGGAGGCGUCUUCCAGCUCGUCACUCAGAGCCCGCCGAGAUCGGGUUCUGACGAAACUGCAGUGGCACUUGUUGAAGGUUUCUGACGCGAAGACAUACGCGGAGCGUCUCAGUGCUAGUCAUGUGAGGCUGAAUGGCCUCAUCACGCUGCUCAGUCGAACGUCGAUACAUCAGCAGAUCCACGAACAACGGCUUCUUGCACACGAGCAUACCCGCCAAGUUCUGCAGAUGGGAGAGGACAUAAAAGCGGCGAACCUUGUGGCCCUACACGAAGUGUCCUUGCCCGCUCGUCAACAGGUCGCGACUCAGGUUCUGUCCUUGAUACCGCAAGAACGGCAGCCCGUGUCCCUCUCAAAGCGGAUGUUGAAUAAGAUCUUCGACGCAUGUGCCCCUCAGGCUUCUAGCUCUCAACGCGAAGACUUCAUCGCUCGGGUUGAGCCACUCGUCAAGGCUGGCGCAGCCUAUGCCAUCUAUGCCGCUCUAGGACCACAGUGGCAGAUACCGGCCUUAUGGACCGCUGUAUCUGCGCUCGCUCUUCAGGUCCUGUGGAUGAAGUCGUCCCCGCCAGAAAGGGUUGCCGGGUCUGGAGACAUCGUCAUUUUGACUGACUUACUCGGCGAGAAGAUAUCGGUGCCGUUUCAAGUUUGUGGCUCAUUCGAGACAUUUCAUAGAUUCUUAGAAGGUCUGUACACGUCAACACAACGAUUGGGUCACGAAUACGUGCAACAUGGACUAUACGAGAUAAUCUACGAUGCGGAGACUUCGGAAGUCGUUACAUCUGCAACGUGGAAACGCCAUGUCCGCCCAAAUGCAUCAAUCGUGAUGGGUCUUGUGGUAGCGGACGGAUGUGAUGGAGAUCAUGACGACCCUACUGCUACCUGCCCUUAUUGCAGCUGCGAAAUGCCAACCAUCAUGACGGAUCUUACUCGCGCUAUCAACUGUACGGAUUGUGAGCGCACUUUCUGCUUAACAGAUGUGUUCGUUUCGAUUGCGGGCAUGAUCCCAAUCAUGUUGACCACAGUGGAGAAUGGACGGCGUUCGCUACCGGCACGGAACGGAUCCCAUACCCGUCAUACCAAUCGCAUACUAGAGAGCCAGAUCAAGCUCUCCGGUGGUGCCGAUGUCGAACUCGAUGAGUUACAAAUCCCUGACGAAAUCAUAAGAGUCCGUGUGAUGAAAGUGCACACUGGAGAUCACACUCGUCACCGUGUUCCUGUAGACAUCAGCUACGAAACAAACACAAUCAUCGAAGCUGCUCGUGCUGGCAGACUCCCUAUGGCGGAACUUGACUGGAUGUACAUUCACACCAUUGCAGACAGCCUACCGAGUUUAUCUCGAUUCGACUCCCAGGAAGAGCGCGAAUGGGGAUUUCGGGAGCUACGCCAGAUUCGGGAUAUAUUCCGUCGUGUUCGCGAACAAUACGUGCAUGGCUUCCCCGACAUCAAUGGCACGGUUCAAGGGCCACAAAUCAUGACCGCUCAGAGUAUUGCGAAGAUGGUCUCGGUUUUGGACGCCUUCUUCGAUAACCCUUCACUUGUUAGGACUAAUCUAUGGGACGGCUUGUUUGACGAGCAUCUUGUCGAGUGGCUUCCGGAUGGCGCAUCUCGGCGAUAUGAUGCGCUUAGUAAAGCGCUCAAGGAGCUUCAAGGCAUUACCUUAUGA
Peniophora sp. CBMAI 1063 is the source of this 2415-nucleotide messenger RNA. NCBI's taxonomy places the organism in Eukaryota, Fungi, Basidiomycota, Agaricomycetes, Russulales, Peniophoraceae. The record is from the annotation of a GenBank genome assembly.